AUGGAGCUUAAGAAAGCAGAAAAAAUGAUGGAAGAUGUUGAGAAAACUGCACUACAUCUUUCAACUUAUGAUAUCAAAGAGCACAACUUCCAAUCAAAUAAAACAAUAUUAACCAAACUCAAAACAGAGAGGUCAUUAGGUACAUUGACACAGAAAACAUUAAAUAAAGAAUGUCAACCUGUACAAAUAAAGUCUAGACAAUCUUCACAUGAGGGAGAAAUCUGUGUGAAGACAUCAAAAGAUAAAGAUAGAUGCUGUAUAAGAGGAAUAACUCUGCUGACUCCUGAUCUUCUUAUCAUCACUGACCGCAAUAACAAAGCUGUAAAGAUGGUGGAUACCAGCAGUCAAUCUGUGUCUGAUCGACUACAACUAGAUGGUCAACCAUCGGACAUCACCACAAUAACCAGCACUGAACUUGCUGUCACAAUUCCUAUCGUACAAACAAUACAAUUUAUAUCAAUCUCAUCAAACAAACUCAUAAAGAAGCACACUAUGAAGGUUGGUGGAAAAUGUCGUGGUAUAAGCUAUUACCAAGGUAAACUUGUUUUGUCAUUCCUUGUCCCUGCAAAACUUCAAAUCCUUGAUAUGAAUGGCACUAUAUUGAUAACAUUUGAGGGAAAAGAUAUUUUUAAAUGUCCAGAUUAUGUCACAUGUAACAGAAGUUCUAUCUAUGUAUCUGACUCGAGCAUGAAGACAGUGACAAGAAUGAACUGGCAAGGUGAUGUGAUAGGUAGUUAUAGUGGUAUGAGUGAGCCUAGGGGAAUUUCACUGUCUUGUGAUGGCACUGUUUUUGUGUAUGACUGGGUGAGAAGUGUUAUAGAAGAGAUAUCAGGAGACUGUUCUACAGGAAAAGUUGCGUUGGUGAAUCUGAAUACUAUAAAUAAUGUAUGUUGGUGUAGUGAAACAAAGAAGCUGUAUUACAGUUCUUUCAGUUUAAAUGAAAAAAAUAGCAACUGUCUAUACAUUUAUAAACUGUCAUAA
Molecule: messenger RNA, 981 nt
Organism: Ruditapes philippinarum (Manila clam)
Lineage: Eukaryota; Metazoa; Mollusca; Bivalvia; Venerida; Veneridae
Exons: 1
Coding region: 1-981 (326 amino acids)
Source: RefSeq, a predicted model, not a curated record